AUGUACAAUCAUACUAAUUCGGUAUUCAAUAAUUCCUGCCUCAAAGUGCCCAGGAAUCCAAAAAGUGACCAACCGCUUCCUGCUUACGAACAAAAAUACCUAAAUCAAUUAGAAAAUCAAUUCAAGAAAUUAAACCUACAGCCUGAGGACCUCAACAUGAAAUCCAAGAGGGGUGAAGUGAACAAAGAAACGAUCAAAUCGUUCCUGGAAUUUUUUGGAAGUAUUCCUGAGUACGACGACAUUAAUCACUUGUCCAACAAAGAGUUCUACAAAAAAUUGGAGAACUUGAAAGAAAAGCAAAAGUUUUACCAGGAAUAUUUAAUGAAUGAAAUCAAAUUUGACUGUAAGGAUACAGAAUGGAUCGAGGAUUACAAGAACCUAAAACUCGGAGGCAAAGAUACAAAAAACAAAAAGAAGAAAACUAGCCUAAAACCUUUCUGUGCUACACCAGUGUUAAAUAAAUCCAACAAUCUAAAUAAGACUUUUGAUAUUGAAUCCAUAUUUUCAGAUAAAGAAGUGUUAAAUAAACCCCCAUCUAGGAGAUCAGUAAGAAUAGAAACCCCUAGCGACAAGUUAUCAACAAAUAUUACACCCGAACCAAACUUCAGGCCAAAAUCGAGGGCCAAUAUUUCGUCAGCUGGCUCAAAACGUGGUCCCAAUGACAUUGAUUGGGACGAUAUUAGCAUUGAAAAUUUAAAUCUGUAUUCGGAUAGGAACACGCCGUUGCCUUUGGAAACAAAAAGUGCACCGGCAAGUCCCGUCAAAACUAAAAAUACCAAUUGGAGCGAUGGAAUUACAAUACCUAAACCGUUUCAAAUGACUGUAAGAGACGAAGAAAAUAAAAUAGUUGACGAAUUAUUUAUCAAAGUGAAGAAGCCGAAAGACGAAAAACCAGAACAAUUCAAGGCCCAUGACAUCCCCAUCGAGUCACAAAUUCCUCUGUUCGAUAAACUAAUGGCAGACCAAGAAAGAAGGAGCUUUCUCAUAAAGGAGAGAAGAAAAGCAGCCCUCCAAGCUCAGAUGAAACCAUUUUCGUUCACAAAAAGGGAUGAAGAGAUACAGGAACUGACAAGAGAAAUUUCAAAAUCGUCUCCAAAUUUGUACCAGGAUCCACCGCUUAAAGUAAAAAAAUUUAAAGCUAAGCCGAUACCAAAAAAUCUGUUCAGCAAUUACAUUUACAAGAAAAUGCACGAGGACGAAUUUUACAGAGCUAUUCAGAAAAAAAUAAGAGCGGAAGAAAUGCUAAAAGCAGCUUCAUUGCCCCCUUCUAUGGCGAAGAGAGCGAAAACUAAGCCGAAAAUGGACGUCUGCCCUCGGUCAUUUCGAGAUUUAAAUAAGGAGGAAAAGUCGCCAAAGAAGCCCAAAAAUAUUCCAAAUUACAAAGCUUAUCAUGACCAAUUUGAAAAGCAGUUGGAGGAACUGAAAAAUGAGUUUAUAUCUACUAGUCCUAGGCCAUUUAAAUUAAAAACUUCAAAAAGAGGAAAAAGGCACUAUAGAAAUUCUUCCGCAAGCAGUAAGAGCUCUUCUACAAGGACGCCAUCUUCUCUAGAUUUCCAAUCACUUAAUAGGUCCAACUUGGCUGCUGUUUUGAGAAUACAAUCAGCAAGGCAACGGUUGGAAAUGGAUAUGAUGAAGAAGUUGGAGGAAGCCAAACUGAAGGAAGAAGCAAGGUGGAGGGAGAAACUGAUGAGAAAGAAACCAGUAUGGCAGGCAUUGGCGUACAGCCAUGAAGAAGAUUUAGCCAUGAGGCUGCAGCUGAGGAAGGACGAGGAAAGGUUACGAAAUGAAGAGCAUAGGAUGAGAAUGGAGAUGAUGUUGGGUAGAGUCAAUCAGCAACCAACAUUGUUUGAAAGACAAAGUCAGGUCAAAUUUCCCAAAACUAGAGAAGAGUUAAUUAAGGAAUUGCACAGGGAGUAUGGACCGACAAAGAAUAGAAAGAUGAGUAUAAGUGACUUAUCGCUGGUAGAAAUGAAAGAUGAAGCCAUUCAAGCAUUCAUCGACGAAAAUUUUACAAGGAAGUCAUCUGAUGACACUGAUGGGAGCAAAGAGAGCGAAAAUUCAAUUGAAGAAAAAGAGAAAUGCGACUGUUUUAGUGACGAAAAUGAUAAGUCUAACGAAUAA
Molecule: messenger RNA, 2121 nt
Organism: Anoplophora glabripennis (Asian longhorned beetle)
Lineage: Eukaryota; Metazoa; Arthropoda; Insecta; Coleoptera; Cerambycidae
Product: protein FAM161A
Exons: 7
Coding region: 1-2121 (706 amino acids)
Biological process (GO): cilium organization
Cellular component (GO): cilium
Source: RefSeq, a predicted model, not a curated record